Molecule: messenger RNA, 1107 nt
Organism: Solanum lycopersicum (tomato)
Lineage: Eukaryota; Viridiplantae; Streptophyta; Magnoliopsida; Solanales; Solanaceae
Source: RefSeq, a predicted model, not a curated record
UCCAUUGAAAAAAAUGAAGCUUUUUCUAGUUUCCCUCUUUCUCCUCCUCUUUCUCUCUCUAUGUCUCUCCGAAAAGUGCAACCAAAAUGACAAAAAAGCCCUCCUAGAAAUCAAGAAAGGACUAGGCAAUCCCUAUGACUUGAUCACUUGGGAUCCCAAUACUGAUUGUUGUACUGAUUGGGCUGAAGUCACCCUCUCAUGUGAUGAAAAAACCAACCGUGUUACUUCCAUAAACCUCUUCAAAAUUGAGGACGCCGGAUACCUCUCCCCCGCGGUUGGAGACCUUCCCUACCUUGAAAGCUUAGAUAUCAACAAUGUACGAAAUCUCUCUGGUCAAAUUCCACCCACAAUUGUUAAGCUCACAAAGCUAACAUUUUUGAGAAUUAGUCAAACUAACAUUUCAGGACCCGUCCCUGAAUUUCUUAGUAAGUUGAAGAAAGUAACGUACAUCAACUUAUCAUACAACAAUCUUGUUGGUACAAUCCCUCCUUCGCUUUCUCAACUUGUAAACCUAGAGUUCCUACGAUUAGAUAGGAACAAACUUACUGGACAAAUUCCGGAUUCUCUUCACAAGUUAGCUCCGAAACUCACCUAUCUUUACCUUGGACACAACCAACUUACAGGGAUUGUGCCAACUUCUUUUGCUGGUUGGAGCUUUGACACAAUUGAUUUAUCAAGGAACAUGCUUGAAGGGGAUAUUUCAUUCUUGUUUGGCAAAGAUAAGACAACAUUUGAAAUGCUUUUGGAUCACAAUAAGUUCGAGUUUGAUUUCUCAAAGUUAACGUUUGGGGAGAGGUUAGAGAGGUUGGAUUUGAAUCAUAACAAGAUUUAUGGGAGCCUUCCAACAAUCACGUCGAAGAAUCCGUGGCAACUCUUGAAUGUGAGUUAUAAUAGACUUUGUGGGAAGAUUCCACAGGGUGAGAAUAUGCAGAGAUUUGAGAUAUAUGAGUACUUUCAUUUUCAUAACAAAUGUUUGUGUGAUUCUCCAUUGCCACCAUGCAAAUUAAUGAUUCCAAUGGAAGAAGCAACUAUGUAGGCUCUACAAGCCGUUUUUUUAUAUAAUGCUAUGAAAAUUAAAUAACAUGGACAAUGCUCCACUAUAUUUAU